This is a messenger RNA of Dermochelys coriacea (leatherback sea turtle), 3712 nucleotides long. It is a transcript of the gene CFL2, whose product is annotated as cofilin 2. Gene Ontology annotation, cellular component: cytoplasm; actin cytoskeleton; actin cortical patch. The coding region runs from base 358 to 807 and encodes 149 amino acids. The transcript has 4 exons. Gene Ontology annotation, biological process: actin filament severing; actin filament fragmentation; cell motility. NCBI's taxonomy places the organism in Eukaryota, Metazoa, Chordata, Testudines, Dermochelyidae. The record is from RefSeq and is a predicted model, not a curated record. Gene Ontology annotation, molecular function: actin filament binding.
UAAGUAACAGGCUGAAAUUGUUGUAGUGAGUUUGCUAUCAGCUCUCUCAGUAUAUUGUUUCCUUACUGUUUUACAUUAGAGUUCUGAAUGGUUUGGAACUACUAUAGUGUGUUGUACAAUUUCUACUUUCCUUAUGUAGAAACUGCAAUGGCUUUUUUUUUUGUUAGUGCAUCAGCAUUAAGUAAAAGAAAGGAGUUUUAAAAACAUAACAUUGCAGUUGACACAACUCAGAAGGCAUUUCUACUGCUUCUAGAGCCUUACAUCACUCAACAAAACUAGAAUCAUGACACUACUGGAUAUGAACUGCUGGCUUCUGGAGUAACAGUGAAUGAUGAAGUUAUAAAGGUUUUUAAUGACAUGAAAGUAAGGAAAUCUUCAACCCCAGAAGAGAUUAAAAAAAGAAAGAAAGCAGUUCUUUUCUGCUUAAGUGAUGACAAAAAACAGAUAAUUGUAGAGGAAACAAAGCAGAUAUUAGUUGGUGAUAUUGGUGAUACUGUGGAAGACCCCUACACAGCCUUUGUGAAGUUGUUACCUUUGAAUGAUUGCCGAUAUGCUUUGUAUGAUGCCACAUACGAGACAAAGGAGUCCAAGAAAGAAGACCUGGUAUUUAUAUUCUGGGCUCCGGAAAGUGCACCUUUAAAAAGCAAGAUGAUCUACGCAAGCUCUAAAGAUGCCAUUAAAAAGAAGUUUACAGGUAUUAAACAUGAGUGGCAAGUAAAUGGUUUGGAUGAUAUUAAGGACCGUUCAACACUCGCAGAGAAAUUGGGAGGCAAUGUGGUAGUUUCACUUGAAGGAAAACCCUUAUAGAAAGACAGACAAGUGCCAUCUGGAUCUAAGGAGCUUCCAUUUCUGCAGCUCAUUCAAUUGGAAUAGUAUAACUCCUCCUCCCCUCCCCCCCCCCCCCCAUUCACCUUUCUACAGACCUGAAGGAGAUGUCAUUAAAUUAAACUGUCUACCAGUGAUUGCCAUUUGAUUCUUUAAUCCUGGUAGUUUUAUGUAGACCCCAAGGAAUGCUUCAUGUCAUACUCUUAGCCAGAACUGGCGUUGCAUGCAUUCCUUGCAACCUGUACAAUGAAUGUGAUAGUUAAUGUGAAUAGCCUAGCAAAAUAGCAAAGGGUAAGCUAAGUGAAUGCCUUGAAAGCAUCAUACGCUGGUCAGAUGGUAGACUCUAUUCAGUAUACUUACAGUUGCACUUGAUUGCAGUUCCAUGAGGCUCUUGUGCAUUCAUACACCUCACCUGCCUUGAUAAGCCUAUUUUUGUGACAUGGCAGCACACAACACUAUGCAUUUAAAGCACUUUUUUGUAAUAUGUUUGAUUUUUUUCUCCCCCUCCCCCCAAAGAAAUGCCAAUUAAGUUGCUGUAACUGUGUCAUCAAACAAUUGUAGUACCUUGGUUUUCCUUCCUGUUACAUGCAUAUCUUUAUAAAAUGAAGUAGCUGUUCUGAUGCCUUUCGUUUUCCAUUGAAUGUACACUACUGAACAGGAGUAGGAGUUAUGUUUACCAUGUGAGUCUUGCAACACUAAAGUUGUUUUGUAAAACAUCAGUCAUGAUGGCAGUUUCUGUAUAAAAAGAGCCUUAAAUGGAACACUGUUUUUGAGAUCAAAAAAAAAAAAAAAAACAUGGCCACGUUGCAAUAAAACUUGUGGCUUAUUACAGAAUGUUGCCUUGUUUUCAUUGGAAAAUAUAGUUUGAAGUAUGUUUAAAUUAAGCAUAUUUUGAAUAACUUAACUUCUAUGGAAAAUAUUAUAAAGGUAAACAAUCAUUAAUCUCAACUUCAAUAACAGUUUUUCUGCCCUAGUCAUAAUUUAAACAUUGCUUUACAGUAAUUUAACUGUUUUAUUCUGUUGAUUGGAUAAAGGACCUCUUCCCAGUUUAUAACCAUUUAAGUAAAUAAGAUGCCAUUAUUAGGGAGCAUUCAAUCCAUAACUCGUUUGUACCUGAAGUUUACAAUGUAGGAAUUUGUUACCCAUGCAGCGUAUUUCUUUACCUGAAUUCUCCUAAAAUUCUAUAUGCCAGAAAUGUAUGGCUGUAACAUUUGUUUCCAAUCUAAUGUGUAAUGGCAGGAAGAGCUUACCUUCACACAAGUGAGUUACAGGGUUUGAAUAGUUAAAUCUUCAUUGUUUCUACAAAUGCUGCAGGAAAACUGACUCCGUGUAACAAAUAUCCUAAACAAAUGGUUCAACUUGUUAAUUUUUGUGCAAAAAGAACUGGAAAGUGUUUUCCACUACUAACUCUUGCAUCAGGGACAUGGUUUGGCUAAAGGCCAAAUACUGCUCUCCUUAUAGAGAAUUUGAUCUGCUCAGUGUGAGCAAUCCUCCCUUAGCCAGAGCUAUUUAUGGCUAACGCAUGCUUUUGUAUCUUGUCAUCGUUAUCCACAUAUGGCAAAACUGGACAUGAUUUUACUCGUAUGCAUAAAGGAACUCUAUUAGGCAGCCAAUCACAACUGAAAUAUACAUGCUACUAGAAGAAAUACUUUUAUCAUUACCUUAUUUUAAAAAGAGUAGAACUAUGAAGUUUUAAAUGUUGAGUUUUCAGUCCUUAACCCUCUCAAAAGCAGAGCAGUUAAUGGCAAACACCUUUUGUAAACUGAAUGACCUAGCAGUGUUGUCUGGAUCUCUUGUCCUGUACAACUUUAAGACUUUAUUUCAGGCUUCCAGCUGUCCCUAAAAUUUACACAUUUCAUUUUAAUACCUAUUUUAUGAAGGCUAAAUUCUGCUACAGUGCAGUUUAACAAAGCAUGCUGACCACUGACUUGUUAAAUGUGUUAGUUACUUGAGAGUUUUGUAGUACAAAAAACAAAAUUCUUUUACUGAAGUUAAAAAAUAACUGAUAUGCAUGGGAGUUGUCUACAAUGAUCUUCCUUGAUUUCUCAAUCUUUUUCCAAUUAUACACCUUGUGUGCAGAGCCUAGUUAAUAUUAGACUCUAAUGUGUACUUAAUAUAUGGUACUGUAAUGAACUGAGAUUAAAAAUGUAUUUUUAAUCUUCGUUCAUUGCAACACCAUAUACUGUGCCACAAAAUACCUUUAUAUUGUAAACAAAUCAGUUUAUACAAACAACUUCAUUAGACAGCAAAACAAUUUAAAAUUAAGAUGUUAAAUUUUAAUUGAAAUUCCAUUUUAGUCAGGAAUUUAAAUAAGUAUUUGCGUUUAAAUUUACAUUCUCCUCUGCUACUUAAUGUUACUGGUGGUGUGGAUAGUCGUAGAAAGAUGUCUGGCUUCUUCAAAAUGGAAUAUUAGAGGAUUUUUUUUUUUUUAAACUAGCUAAGGUAUAUAAUAGACUCAAAAUCCCAACAAAUACAUAUCGAAUCUAAGUACAAGCUGUGUUUAUAUAAGGUCCAGAGUCCUGAACUAAAACAACUUUUGCAUCAAAGAUGUUCGGUCUGUCUUUAAUCUGUUCUUAAAACAGUAUUGACCGAUGUGAAGUCCAAUUAAGUAAAUACAUAUCCUGCUUUUAAAAACAGUGCUACAGAACCACUGCUGAUUGAAUUCUAAAACAAAUGAAAGACAACUGGCAUCUGUUCCAAACUUUUGUCAGCUGUUGUUUUCUGUCACUGUUCAAAAUGGUGAAGGCCUCAUUGUAAUUUAUAAGUGAAGGAAAAGUCUCAAUCUGAAUAUCUUUUUAUGUAUGUCUUUUGUCUAUAUAACUUUUGAAUAUCUUGGCUUCAGUUAAUUUAUGGAUAAAGGAAUGUUAAAUAAAAGCUUUUGAGAGUA